CGGCUCCGCAGCGGCGGCGGCUCCGCGCCCGGACACCGCGGGGAGCGAGGGGCCCGGCCCGGGCAGCGCCGCCCGCUCCGCCCGCAUCCCCCGCAGCUCCCGCAGCCCCGGACGGGCCGGGGAAUCGAGAACCGGGACUGAGAGCCGCGCUCCGGGGCCGCGAUGGAUCUGGCGGAGGCGCUGCCCCUCGGGGAGCUGGCGGCUGCCUUCGCCGCGCUGCCGGUGUUCCCGCUGUUCGACACCGCCUAUUUCAUCAUCUCCGUCCUCUACCUCAAGUACGAGCCCGGAGCCGUGGAGAUGUCCCGGAAGAGCCCUUUUGCCUCCUGGCUCUGCGCUAUGCUCCACUGCUUUGGGAGCUACAUCCUGGCUGAUCUGCUGCUGGGAGAGGCACCCAUUGGCUACUUCAGCCACAACUCCAGUGUCAUCCUGGCCACAGCAGUGUGGUACCUGAUAUUCUUCUGUCCCAUGAACCUCUUCUACAAGUGUGUCAGCUUCCUGCCCGUGAAGCUCAUCUUCGUGGCCAUGAAGGAGGUGGUUCGGGUGCGCAAGAUCGCGGCCGGCGUGCACCACGCCCACCACCUCUACCACCACGGCUGGUUCGUCAUGAUGGCCACGGGAUGGGUCAAAGGUUCUGGUGUGGCCUUGAUGUCCAACUUUGAGCAGCUGCUGCGUGGGGUCUGGAAGCCUGAAACAAACGAAAUUCUUCAUAUGUCCUUCCCUACAAAGGCCAGUCUGUAUGGCACAGUCCUCUUCACUCUGCAGCAGACUCACUGGCUGCCCAUCUCUGAAGCCAACCUCAUCUUCUUUUUCACCAUGUUCAUGAUAGUCUGCAAGGUUUUCAUGACGGCCACUCACUCCCACGCCUCCCCUUUUGCUCCGCUGGAAAACCUCCUCUGCCCCGUCCUCUUUGGCUCUGUUUCCAGCGGGCACCCAAGCCACCACCACGACCACCACGGAGCCUCCCACGAGGUUUCCCACCCUCCUCCUCCUCCUCCUCCUGCCAAGUCCAAAGAGGAGCUGAACGAAGGCACGAGGAAACGGAAGGCAAAAAAAGCUGAAUAAAAAAGCAACGGCGCAGAAAAUAGGCCAAGAAAAUUCUUCCAGAGCUGAGUCUCAAAGCCACCUGUGACCUCCUUUAUGCUCCAGUCCUUCUCUCUCAGACUCCAGAGGAGAGGUGGAAGCCAGGACACUGCCAGCUGGGUCCCUGAAUUUCAUUUUUGCUCUCUGUGCUGCUGCUUGCUUCUUGGUCUGUGCCUCUCUCUUCUGAUCAGAUUUUCAGGGAUUUGUAGGUUUGUGCCAGGCUGGUUAGUGGGUGCCACUUCCCAAACUGUCAGCAAAUCUGAUGCAGCAUUUUCAAUUGAUGUAAAAUCUUGCACUGUGUUUAUUUAUGAAUGGGGGAAUGGUUUGUGCUCCUGCAACUCUUUAAGUUCCUUAGAAUUUUCACUGACCUUUUCAGUGUCUGCCAAAACAACAAACUGUUAAGACACAAUGUGGAAAUCAGGUUUCAUACUCGAGGAAAUUAAAUGGCCUGGUAUGAGCCUGCUCUGGUUUUUCCCAGCUCCCACACCUGCCAUAUCUCCAAGUAAUGUGACAUUUUAAAUGCAAUAAGGACAUUAUGGCCGAGCCAAACCCUGUUCACCUCAGUUCCCCCUGAUUCUGAUGGUCAGGACGUUGCAUUUGCUCAGCCAAGUCUGUGUUUGCAAGAGCUCUGAAGCUGUGAAGUGCUCCCAGUGCCGUGUGUUGGCACUGCCACUAUCCUAGGCUGUGUGUGGCAUUGCUGAGUCCCACCCCAAAGCUCAUCCUAUUGAACCAGGGGAGAAGCAUGGCUCUGGUUUGUUUGCAGUCCUGUGGGAUACAGGAAGAGUGCGUGUGAGUGUAAGUAUUUAUUACUAUUUAUUUAUAUUUGCCAGGGCACCUCAGUCAAGGACCUGAAUCUGGCUUUUUUUUGACCUUUCAAUCUGAAUUUCUAGUUGUGUCCCUGAGCCCACAGCCACGUGCUGCUUUGGGCUUGCAGUGAUCCUGGUGUGCUCCAGGACAGCCUGAACACUCCCUGGCUGCAGGAAGAAACCUUUCCUAUUUUCUUAAAUUCACAUAGAAAGGCUGAAGCAGGGCGUUUCACACCAGCUGAUGAAAAACUACCUUAAAGGACUGAUAAAAGCACAUCAGCUGAAAAUACUGAUUACCUUCCUUAGAUCCCCUGGGGCCAAACUGCUGGGCUGUGGCUGCAGCUUGUGCCCAGUGAGUGAAGAGUCUGAACUGCCUUGCAGGGCUCAGGAGGGGUCUGUCAGCUCAUUUGUGUUCUGCUUAGUGAACACUGGCUUUUAGAGUAGUUCAAAGCUGUUCUCAUCACUGAUUUUGUUCUUAUCUAUGGCAUCUUCCAAGGGCUGGGAUCACCACAGGGAGAGUGGCGAGCCUGGGGAUGUAGCACUGGGCAUUUUCCAUCCCUAGCAGUGAGGUUUGCUGCUGUUUCCAUCGCAGCUGGGAAUGGAAACAGGUUUGGAGAGAAGUGAGGGUUUGUGUGUCCCUGUUCAAAACUGCAGCUGAUGGUUCAUUAAAGACAAGAAACCCUCCUCGUGUGCGAGCAGGGGAAAGCCAGGAGGAAAGGUCAGAUGUGUUUGGGGUUUGACAGUGCCUUAAUGUUGUGAGUUUCCCUCCCCUUCAGCAGAGAGCAGGAGUUCUGCUUUCAGCUCCACUGUCUGGUCCUGCAGAUGCUGCUCUGCUGGAACCUGGUGUGUCACGAGCAUGCACGAGACUGAAUAAAUGUUUUAUGAGAUGUCUGAUCCAAGGGGAAUUUUGUUUUAUAAAAGCUGUCAACAAAUAAAAAUGGCGAAGUGACUCUGAUUGUCCAGUGGCA
This is a messenger RNA of Motacilla alba alba, 2854 nucleotides long. It is a transcript of the gene TMEM38A, whose product is annotated as transmembrane protein 38A. The record is from RefSeq and is a predicted model, not a curated record. Gene Ontology annotation, molecular function: potassium channel activity; identical protein binding. The transcript has 6 exons. Gene Ontology annotation, cellular component: membrane. The coding region runs from base 163 to 1062 and encodes 299 amino acids. NCBI's taxonomy places the organism in Eukaryota, Metazoa, Chordata, Aves, Passeriformes, Motacillidae. Gene Ontology annotation, biological process: potassium ion transmembrane transport.